AGGCCGUGGUCCUGAAAGCUCCACUCCAGGAACUAACCAGGGAUAGGAGGUACUGAAGACCGAUUAAACCAGCUGCAAAGAGAACAUCAGCCCAAAGCCUUCCUGGAGGAGCACACAGAGCUCCAAGGAAGGAGUAAAAUAAAUAGCAGCCAGAGAAACCAGACCUGGUGGCAUUUCUAAGAGGCAGUGGCCGGAUUUAACAUGGAUCGCUAAAAGCACCUCAUUUUCCUAUGACCUGGACGGUCAGGGGAACUUGGCUUCUCUAGGUCUCCUCCGGAGGGACACAGAUUCGCAGAGUUCACGCCAGGGACUGCCACUGCCAGAGAACCUAGAAAUGGCAAAAGCGUAUGUGAAACCCAAGGAGAUGACAGAGUUGGUCAACACGCCAUCCUGGAUGGACAAAAGUCUGAGUUCUCAGAAUGAGAUGAAGGAGGAGGAGAGAAAACCAACUGCUUAUGGGAUGCUUGGCAGCUUAGCUGAAGAGCAUGACAGUAUUGAGGAAGAAGAAGAGGAGGAAGAGGAUGGGGAGAAACCUAAGAGAAGGGGUCCCAAGAAAAAGAAGAUGACAAAAGCUCGCCUGGAGAGGUUCAGGGCUCGAAGAGUUAAGGCCAAUGCUAGAGAACGGACCCGGAUGCAUGGCCUGAAUGAUGCCCUGGACAACCUGAGGAGAGUCAUGCCCUGUUACUCUAAAACCCAAAAGCUCUCUAAGAUAGAGACUCUUAGACUGGCCAGGAACUAUAUUUGGGCUUUGUCUGAGGUCCUGGAAACUGGCCAGACACCUGAAGGGAAGAGUUUUGUGGAGAUGCUCUGUAAAGGGCUCUCUCAGCCCACUAGCAAUUUGGUGGCUGGAUGCCUCCAACUGGGCCCACAGUCUGCCCUCCUGGAGAACCAUGAGGAGAAGUCUGCUGUUUGUGACUCUGCCAUCUCUGUCCACAACUUCAACUAUCAGUCUCCUGGGCUCCCCAGCCCUCCUUAUGGCCAUAUGGAAACACAUCUUAUUAAUCUGAAACCCCCAAUAUUCAAGACUUUGGGAGAAUCAUCCUUUGGGAAUCAUCCACCAGACUGCACUACACCGCCUUAUGAGGGCCCACUUACUCCACCCCUGAGCAUCAGUGGGAACUUCUCCUUGAAACAAGAUGGCUCUCCUGACCUGGAUAAAUCCUAUAGCUUCAUGCCACAUUACCCCUCUGCAAGUCUAAGCUCAGGGCAUGUGCAUUCAACUUCCUUUCAAGCUGGUACCGCUCGCUAUGAUGUUCCCAUAGAUAUGUCCUAUGAUUCCUACUCCCACCAUGGCAUUGGGGCUCAACUCAAUACAAUCUUCACUGAUUAGAGCAGUAAGAUCAGCAUUCAGGAUGAUGUGGAGAUGCUUUCCAUAAUUCAAGUGGUUGAGCUGAAGAUUUAAUGACCUUCAAGGAACCCCAUAGAUAUAUAUCAAAUACAUUAGUCCCGGUCCAUUUAGGCCCUCCUACACCUGGCACUCUCUUUUCUCAUCAACUUCUCAAAUCGUAUUGAUUCCUUUAUUUAGGGUCUUCAUGUGAAGUUAUUUCAUGUUUACAAUAAUGUGGAAAUAGGUCCUAUUCUUGUGUUGCCAAUAACUUAUUGAAUGACCUAUGCCAGUUAAUUUUCCAUUUCUGGCCUCUAUUCACUUACUGGUAAAAUCAAGCAGUUGUUCUCAGUCUAGAUGAUUUCUAAAGUCCUUCAUAGUUCUGAAAGUCUGUAACUUUGGUGACUGAAAUUCUAUAAACUUCUUGAAACUGAAAGGAUGGAGGACUAGUAGGAGAUGGACACUAUGUGUCGAUGGUCGAAUGGACUUGCCAAAGGAGCACCAGGUGCGUGACUCCUGGGGACCAAAUGUUGGGACUUUUCUGUGUCUAUCUAAAGAUAGCCUCCAGAGGCUAAAAUUCUAAGUCGGCUGUCGCUGUCAAUAGCAAAACAUGUUCUUUGAGAGAUUAACUAUUUCUUGUUGGGCUGAAAGCUGAACAUAACUUCCUUAGUAAUUUGAGAACCAUAAUUGAUAUCUUAUAUCAACUUGAUUCUUGACAACAUUUCAAAAGCACUUUUAUUAGGACUGGAGAUGGGGUAAUAAAGUCACUGAAACCUCAGACUCCUGUGACCAAUGGGACUUAGAGAACCAUCUAGACCAUUUCGUGGCCUCCUUAACCGGAGGGCUCUGGAAAUUCUGAUGAAGCUCAGGUGCUAUUAUUGGAAUCAGCAAACAACCUAGGUCACAUUCAAGAGCAAUGUAAUGAAAUGGCUGUUGGCUAAAUUAACUAUGGCUAUAUCUUAGCUUGGAGACUCCCUCUAGCUCACACCUGCCCAUAGGUAAGUCGGGAUUUACCUUCUAGAUUUCCUUUGAAAAGCUGAAUUUUUUUUUGGUUAAAGAAAACGUGUUUAAAAUCACUGACCUCUGUCCACACCAAUACCAUAUUUUCUAGAAGCACGAGCACCAAUCAAUUUAUUGGCUGAACUUAAUUUUUCCAACACAUAUAUAAUUCUGUCUCCUUCUCCACUAAUUGUUACCUCUUUCUCACUUGUAAAAUAUACUUUAAUUGUAGAUAAUAUUUUGAGUAACCAGACAGCAAUGCAGAUAUCAGAACCAGGGCCAGUGAAUGAUUUUACCAAUCUCUAUCUUCAUCACAAGUUUAUCCUGAUUCACAGGAUGUUUAUUUUUCAUCAUGUAACUCCCCUCCUUCCUUAAUAGCAGCACCAGUUUUGUCAAAUGUAUCUUUUUUCCAGAGAAAUGUUACCUUCCUGGCCAAUCUGCCAGGACAAUUAUUUAAAACAAACUAAAAGCCUAAAUGGUUUAUGUGAUAGUGGAUCACAUCCUGCUCCUGCCAAAGAGGAUAAUUUUAGGAUGCACAGUACACAAAUAGGGACAAUGAAUAAAAGUGCUAAGGCAGACAGAUGAGUAAGUCAUUUUCUACAGCUUAGCUAUUGCUUAGAACCUUCCAAACUAUCUGUGCAUUUUUCCUUUUUUACCCUCUUAUUUACACCUCCUUGAAAUCUAAGUUAUUUUCUUUCCAUUUUGCUUACAGCACCAACCCUGCUGUGUUUUUUUACCCUUGAUUGUAAACCCUCUGGGAAGCAUCCAAAGCCAUCCUACAUGUUUUGAGUCUGUGCUGACACUUUCCUUUGUGAGAGGAGGUUGGGGGGAUCUAUCCUUGAAGCUAGCAUUUUUCUGGUGUUUAGGUUUGUAGAUAAUAAAUGUUGUCUGAGUUAUAUAUUAGAUAUUAUUUAUUUAAUUUAUUUUCCCCUUCCUUUAAUGCAAAUUCCUUAGAUUUCAUAUAUGUGCUUGUAAAACCUCCUUAAAGCUUCAUUUGGAAAGUAGCUCCUAAUUUUUCUGGGGAUCCUGAGUUGGGAUGAGAAAAUAGGAGGAAGUUAGUGCAAAAUUCCCUGCAGUGAUUUUAUAAAAAUCAGCAAUAAUUUGAAUGGCUAUGCAAGUUAAUAUUUUUAAUUUUUUUUGUCAUCCUAAAACAAGCCAGUUAUUUUUGAAGAAUUGGCUCUUUAUGCUUUUGGGGAAUAUGGUUCCCAUGAACCAAGAGUUGCUGGGAUUAUUCAGAAGGACUUUAUAACUGAAUGAACAUUUGGGAAUGUAGGAUGGUUGAAAAGAGCCUACUUUCCAAUCCAGGGUGGCUUCAUUCUUCUAGGGACUUUAUUAGAUAAAGCAAAACAAUUGUUUAAACUUUUUGUAAAAAAAAAGGAGAC
Artibeus jamaicensis (Jamaican fruit-eating bat) is the source of this 3705-nucleotide messenger RNA. It is a transcript of the gene NEUROD4, whose product is annotated as neuronal differentiation 4. The record is from RefSeq and is a predicted model, not a curated record. Gene Ontology annotation, biological process: nervous system development; regulation of DNA-templated transcription. The transcript has 2 exons. The coding region runs from base 335 to 1330 and encodes 331 amino acids. Lineage: Eukaryota; Metazoa; Chordata; Mammalia; Chiroptera; Phyllostomidae. Gene Ontology annotation, molecular function: protein dimerization activity.